UCAGAGGUAUGUGGCUCCUGCACCAGUAGAGGAAGAUCUGGGUGGUAAGGGUUUAACAGCAUCACGGCCCCAUAACCAACAAAUCUCCCCACACGUCAUCACAGUCGCAGUAUAGUCAGGGAGCCACUGCAGAAGCAUAGAGCAUUUGCGAUCGAGAGAGCGGAAUAAAUGUUCGAAACAACCAUCGGAAUAGGGGGUGGGAACCUGCAAGCGAAGAUAACCGUGCUACACGUUCAUCCUCUCAAAACGAUUUAUGGUCGAAUGAGGGUGUGAAGAGGCAGUGGUGAGUUGAUGACCGGUCAUAAAAUUCUGGCAGGAGAGAUGAGGAAGGACGUAAACAAGAGGGGAGAAACAAAAGGAGCAGGGGAAAGGGAGGAGUGAAAGAGAGAGAGUGAAGCAGCAAGAGGUAGAUAAAGAGCCAGAGGGGGCCAUGAGCUCUGCACCGCCCUACGACUCGCUGCCAGCUCGGCCAAGUCCAUGCCGUGCGAAUGAGUGGGAAAGGGAGCUGCUCGGUGCCAAAAGACGGACAUCCACGGUACAGACAGCUCUCCCAACCCUACCCUCUCCCUCCCGCCGGCCCUCCGCACUUCCAGGAUAUUUGCUGUCUCCAUCGCAAGAAUACGUUGACCAACAGCAACGUCUUUCAUUAUCAUUGUGUUCGGAGGGCUCGCUGGCACCCCCUGUGCCUGCUGUGGGUGCUGCCCCACCUUGCUGCCGGGCGACGGGAGUCAUGCCCUUGCUGCGCCUUGCACUCCUGAUUUUCAGCUUUCUUUUUUGGGCGGCAGGGCUUGCGAUCUUCACCCUUGGGGUAUGGGCGCAAGCUUCAUUAUCUAACUACAUGCUCCUGUCAGCUAACCGAUACCCCAAUGCCCCCACAAUCUUGUUAGGCACAGGGGCUGCCGUGACGGCCUGGGGCUUUUUAGGGUGCUUGGGAGUGGCUGCCAACCUUCCUUACUUACUGCGGGCAUAUGGCGUCUUCCAGCUGGCUACGCUUAUAGGUGGACUAGCCGCUGGGCUUUCAGGUCUUUUCUACAGGGAGGAUAUCGCUGAAGGGUUUCAUAGUGGACUACAGAAAGCGGUAAUGGACUACGGAGAAGAUGAGGGCCGUGCAGAUGCGCUGGAUAGCCUUCAGAGGGCGUUGAAAUGCUGCGGUGCCGAGGGUUGGCGUGAUUGGCUCUCGUCCGACUGGGCCACCCAAGAUGGUAUUUACUCAUCGGGACUUCCAGGAAAUGACUCUCUGGCUCUUUCGCUACCAGACAGUUGCUGUGUACGCCGCAGAGGGUGUCGAAACAGACCGUUGCUAGAGAGUGGAGACGGGUACGGUGAUCCAGAGGGGAUUCACGUCCACGGUUGUUUUCGCAAAGUCUUCAGUUUGGUAAAUGACAAAGUCUUUCACAUUGCUGCAACAGUUUUGAGCCUUGCUUUCACUCAGGUGGGAGGCAUCGCUCUUGCAUGCCUUCUUGCCAAUCGUCUUACACCCAGACAGCGACGUCAAGCCCAUUAAUAUUCAGGACUGUCUUGGACCGAGGAGCUUUUAAUUGUGCAUGAAACCCUAUAACUUUAUGUUUUUAAAUUGUAGAUUUGAGCUGUAGUUGUCACUACAAUAAAAAAGGUGCUAUAUAUCGCUCUUAAAGUGGUUCUUUGCUCGUUAUCAUAGAGGAACCCCUGUAUGGUUCUUCAAUGAAUCUAUAUAGCACCUCAGUCAUCCCACAGAGCCGUUGAAGAACCACUGAAGCACCAAAAUUCUAUACAGUACUAAAAGUGGUUCUCCUAUGUUUGCAAGCCAAGAACCACUUUUAGUGCUAUAUAGCGUAGUAACGCUUGCCAUUAUCUUGCUGCAGACGGCAUGGGUAGGAUUGUGAGCUCUAUCAGCAUUUAGUCUUUUUUACAAAUAAUGUCAAAACAGAUUUUAUUAAAUAUUGAGACCAAUUUCGUUGACACGUAACACAUUGUGAAUUGUCUUGUGUAUAUUUUAAUGUGAUUGUUGCAUGAUUUCAGUCUAAUAAUAAAAGUUAAAAAAACUUCACUGAUUAUAUAUGCCAAAUGUAUGUUUCUGUUUCAUACCAGUUUUGUAAUGAGUAGAUCAGAAGGUGGUAUUCUUUGUUAUAUUUGUAGUAAUUUUAAGACAUCUAUAAUAUUACUUGUCUGUUGUUUCCACAUGCAUUCUGUAAAAUGUGUUUCUAUCAUUAGAAAUAUGACCAAUAGUGAUUGUAGUGUGUCUAGCCUUUUUCCUCUUGAAUGCUUCAUUAGCAGGUUAUUGUAUAAUGAUUAUGACAAUUAAAAGAAAAAAACAUGCAAUUGUUGUGUUCUUUGAAAUAAACUGCUUAAGAAGGAUCAUGGAGACUGAAUCAUGUGAAUCAUCUUGCUGCCGAAGAUAUUUGGUUGAAAAAAUUUCCCACUAUUAUGAAAAUACUGUAGUGAACAAAAGCAUGCAUACAAAUCCAAAAAAUUAUUAUUUACACAAUACUUAAACCCCUCUUGGCAAUUUGUGCCGACUUGAUUUAUAUUGAUAUCUCUAAAGAAAGCUGUCUGCA
This is a messenger RNA of Triplophysa dalaica, 2534 nucleotides long. Its product is annotated as tetraspanin-7-like. Gene Ontology annotation, cellular component: membrane. Bases 431 to 1504 code for a protein of 357 amino acids. The transcript has a single exon. NCBI's taxonomy places the organism in Eukaryota, Metazoa, Chordata, Actinopteri, Cypriniformes, Nemacheilidae. The record is from RefSeq and is a predicted model, not a curated record.